Dermacentor andersoni is the source of this 2119-nucleotide messenger RNA. Its product is annotated as solute carrier family 35 member G1-like. The record is from RefSeq and is a predicted model, not a curated record. Gene Ontology annotation, cellular component: membrane. Lineage: Eukaryota; Metazoa; Arthropoda; Arachnida; Ixodida; Ixodidae.
AUGGUCCUGCGCGACGGAGCGCUGCCAGUCGUCCAGCCGGCACGUCCAGUACCACUGGCCCUAAAUGAGCAGCUUCGAGAUGAGCUGGAGAGCAUGGAGCGGGAAGGCAUAAUCGCGAAAGUGACUGAUCCUACAGAAUGGUACGUCGCCAACACCAGCCAGUGCUUCAGCAACAUCGGACAUUCGGGACAGAUCGCCGCCUGCGUCAGCAGCAAGGCAAGCAAAACGGCCCCGACACCUGAAGUAUGCCUAAGACGACAUUGCAGCUACAUCCCAGCGGCUGAGCUUGGAGUGGUGCGCUUCCUGGGAAUACUGAUGUUCACUGCGCCCCUGGUGAUGAUCAGUCGCAUGCAUCCACUCGGGACAGAAGGCGUGCGGGCGCUGCUCGUCUUGCGAGGCCUUCUGGGAGCCACGAGCCUGUUCCUGCGGUUCUACGCCAUCCACCACAUGCCCAUCGCCGACGCGUCUGUCAUCAUCUUCAGCGUACCCGUGUUCGUGUCCGCGCUAGCAAGGAUCUUCCUCAAGGAACCGUGCGGUCUUUUUCACGUAGUUGCUGUGCUUGUCACCCUGGUUGGUCUUGCGCUGAUCACAAAGUUACCAUUACUUUUCGGCGGAGUGUCAGAAGCAAGAUUCCUGCAGAGUCGCGGGGUGAUCGCUGCUCUUUCUUCGACAGUGUUUGGCGCGAGCGUCUACAUUGUGGUGCGCAGGCUCCGAGACAUCCACCACUCGGUAAUAAUGUUCAACUUCGCCUGGGUCGCUAUUCUGGAGACAGGUGCCAUCGCCCUGCUUACCACGUCGUUGGUGCUUCCCCGCACGGCCUUUGACGGCUGCCUGCUCGUUGCUCUUGGUGCUUUCAGCUUCGGUGGGCAGCUACUUCUGACGCGUGCCCUACAGCUAGAACAGGCUGGACCCGUGUCGAUGGUUCGAUCAGCCGCUGACAUAAUAUUCGUGUUUGCUUGGCAGGUGGCGUUCUUCGGUGAAGUGCCUGAUCACUAUACCGUGUCUGGUGCCGUCCUUGUCAGCACUUGCCUAGUCUUCACAGGUUUGCGGAAAUGGAUUCUUGGUCUUCCCGAGAAUUCGGGCAUGCGGGCAAGGAUGGCGUGGCUACUCUUGUAAAAUCAGGGAUACUGUUGGAAUCGCCGAGGUACAGUCAAUUAUUAAUCGGAAUAAUAAAGCGGCAGCCAAAGCCACUUCAUAAUGGUGCAUUGAUGAUUGCGUCAGAUAUGUUACAUGACGUUCUCCGCUGCAUAGAGGAAGCGUGCCCAAAUUUACAUAAACAAUCGCCAAGAAAAAUCAGUAGGUGCCAUAACGAAAAGCGUCAAUGUAGGAGCAGUGCACCUUAAAGGAUGAUAGGAGCCGUGAAGGCAGGAGGCUUCUUGAGUGCUCCUAGUUGUUUCGUUAUGCGCGCAAAUAAAUUAUUUCCCCCAAAAAAUUAUGCAUUAAACAACGUUUAGUUCACGUAAACUGCUCCAGCUCGUUCAGAGCCUCUUGGUGAGAGCUACCUCGGACCCUGUAAAGAAGUUGAGCUGCUUCGAUACUUAAGACUGCAAGUGAAGUGUAAAACACAGAUACACGUAGGUUACACCUCAUUCACUCCUAUACUUGCCCGUCUGAAUGUGCUACAUGUAUUUAAAAUACGAACACGUCAUGUGCUUUUGUUUUCUGCGCGUAAAAACGCGCAAAACGCGUAAAAACAUCAACGCGUAAAAACAUCAAUCCAUGAUUAUCCUAAUGUGCCUCACCUAACGGUUGUUCUACUAGGUACUCGUCGUCAUGGUUCACUUGCUAUGGUGGUGGGCGGCUUUGCAAGAGAACGCGGGUUCGAUUUCUGGCUGCUGUGACCGCACAUCAAAACUAGUGUAAAUAAAAAAAAAGAUCGUGUACUAUGCUUUUAACGCAAGUCAACAAUCCCCAAAUAGCCCAAAUUACUUGGCAACCCUCUGCUUCAGCGUUCCUCACAAACCACUGGGCAGUUUGCCACAUUAGACUUCACAAGUUGUGUAUUGAAGUAUGUGUAAAAAGAAUUGCAAAAGUUUCCAUGGCAAAAAAUUGAAUGCAUAAAUUGUCAUUUUGUUCUGUACAAUGCGGUCUCAUUUGUUGGUGUGAGCACUGAAAUUGA